This is a messenger RNA of Anopheles bellator, 1023 nucleotides long. Its product is annotated as pancreatic triacylglycerol lipase-like. The coding region runs from base 1 to 1023 and encodes 340 amino acids. The record is from RefSeq and is a predicted model, not a curated record. Gene Ontology annotation, biological process: lipid metabolic process. Lineage: Eukaryota; Metazoa; Arthropoda; Insecta; Diptera; Culicidae. Gene Ontology annotation, molecular function: lipase activity. The transcript has 2 exons.
AUGUACCUCAAGUAUAGUGCUGCUGUGCUAGUUUGCUGCGUGGCCAUCGCUCACGGUGCCUCACUGUCCGUGCCAGCCCCGGACCAAUGGACACUGAUCCCGGACGGAAACGGUCGGCUUCAUCUGACCAACCUCAACCCCUACAGCGUCGACGAGAGUGUUCCGGAGCCACACUUUACCGCCGCCACCGACACCAUCUUCCGGCUGUACACUAGAAGCAACCGAAAUGCGCCGCAAGUAGUGGCCCUUGGCAAUGCGGCCAGUUUGUCCGCCUCGAACUUCAACGCCGCCCACCCAACCCGGUUCAUCAUACACGGCUGGAACAACGAUGGGUUCUCGGAGGUCAACACCAUACUCUCGAACGCUUGGCUGGACCGAGGGGAUUUCAAUAUUUUCACCGUCGAUUGGGGUGUCGGUGCGCAGACCAUCAACUAUCCGUUUGCCCGGGCCCGCGUCAGUGCCGUUGGAAGUGUGGUGUCGUCGUUCAUCAACUUCGUCCAGGCCAACACCGGAAUCAACUUCGCGAGCAUCAGCAUUGCGGGCCACAGUCUCGGGGCGCACGCGGCUGGCAAUGCCGGGUUCUUUCAGUUCGGUCGCCUGAACACGAUCUUCGGCAUGGACCCAGCGUUUCCACUGUUUUCGCUGGACAGCAACGAUCGGAUCACGCUGAACGACGCGCAGUACGUCGAGACGAUCCACACGAACGCCGGGCUGCUGGGAUUCGAUCUGCCGCUCGGUGGCGCGUCCUUCUACCCGAACGGGGGCCGCACGCAACCCGGCUGUGGGGUGGACAUUGCCGGAGCAUGUGCGCACGGUCGGGCCUACGAAUUCCUGGCCGAGUCGAUCGUGUCCGGCGGCUUCACGUCGGUGCGCUGCGGUUCGUACAACGAAAUUCUCACCGGGAGCUGCUCCAUUCAGGGUCCGAGCCGUCCGAUGGGUGGUGAACCCUCCAACUUCGGAACCGGCACCGAGGGCGUGUUCACGCUAACCACGCGUGCCGCCAGUCCUUUCUCGCUCGGUUAG